Culicoides brevitarsis is the source of this 619-nucleotide messenger RNA. RefSeq lists its product as uncharacterized. The transcript has 2 exons. NCBI's taxonomy places the organism in Eukaryota, Metazoa, Arthropoda, Insecta, Diptera, Ceratopogonidae. Bases 63 to 455 code for a protein of 130 amino acids. The record is from RefSeq and is a predicted model, not a curated record.
AUAAGUGCUUCGUAUCACGUGUCAUUAACGAACAACUUUCUUUCUCCUCUACUUGCAGCAACAUGCUCUUAGUGCCUGGAACAUCACGAAGCAGUUCGGGUCAUUCUGGAAAUCUUUUGUCGCCCAGUAAUCGAGGUGUUUCUUACCCACCGCCGUCACCUACGAGAGCAACCCUUCGUCGUGGCUUCGCUUUCUCGCAAUCCAUCAAGAAUCCGCCGCUCGUUAAAACGCGCAACGUACAAUCGCAGAGCUUCAAUUAUCCACAGCACGCAGCAGCAACAGCUCAACUCCAGCAAUCAUCGAGUUUCAAUCAGUAUACGACGUCGUCGACUUCGCAUCUCAUCGCCACAGGAACUGAUCGACCGAUUCCCAUGCAAAUUGGACGUCCCGGAUCGGGACAGAGCACCCCCAAGAUCAGCAGAAGUAGCAGCAGCAAUGAAACAAACGACACAUAAUGACAGCUGACGCACUUUCUCUUGUGACGACUUUACAAGAAAAAAUGAUGGACCAAAAAAAAAUGAUGAUUUCCCACCUUCUGCGCUUCUUCAUGCAUUUUUUGUAUUUUUAAUUGAAAAACAAAAAAAAAAUAUAUAUAUUAAAUGACCAACGUCAUUUUAAU